AACCCUAGCUCGCCGCCGCUGCGCGAGAGAGAUCGAAGAAGGGGAGGAGGAAGGAGGAGGGGGACGAAGGAGGAGGAGGAGAUGAGGCUACUCACCCACAACAUGCUCUCGAGCAACAUAAGGGGGGUGGUGAACGGGUUCCCGCUCGGGAUCGAGGCGGAGAAGGUGGUGGAGAGGGAGGUGGAGCUCAGCGCCGAGUUCCUCCGCGGGGUCUUCCCGAAGAUCGAGUGGGGCGCGCUCGUCGCCGGCGCGCGCGCGCUCGGCCACCCCGACCUCCUCCCCGGCGAGGCCGACGCCUCCAUGCUCGCCUCCGACGACUUCCUCCGCCGCUUCCACCGCGCCCUCCUCCAGCUCCACGUCGAGGAGGGCGCCCUCGUGUGCCCCGAGACCGGGAGGAGGUUCCCCAUCAACAAGGGCAUACCCAACAUGCUCCUCCACGAGGACGAGGUGUGAUUCUUUGUUUAGGGGGUUUUGGGUUGUUCGAUCGACGGAGUGGAUAUUUGUGUGCGUGCGUGUGUUUUUUUCUUUUUUCUUUUUUCUUUUUUCCUCUUAUGUUUUAUGCAAAACUUAACAUGGUAAUAGUGUGAUAAUCGGAUAAAUUUUAGCAAUUCGGCUCCAUGUUUUUUGAUUUUUUCUAAUAGUAUUGGGUAGAUGGUGAGAUUUUGUCCACGCGAGGUGUGUUCGUUUACAGGAGAAUAUAUUUAAUUACGUAUUAUUGGUAAAAA
Messenger RNA from Ananas comosus (pineapple), 725 nucleotides. Its product is annotated as multifunctional methyltransferase subunit TRM112-like protein At1g22270. The record is from RefSeq and is a predicted model, not a curated record. Lineage: Eukaryota; Viridiplantae; Streptophyta; Magnoliopsida; Poales; Bromeliaceae. Gene Ontology annotation, biological process: peptidyl-glutamine methylation; rRNA (guanine-N7)-methylation; tRNA methylation. The coding region runs from base 82 to 453 and encodes 123 amino acids. The transcript has a single exon. Gene Ontology annotation, molecular function: protein heterodimerization activity.